AUGCGUGCCGCUUGCUUCGUCCUUCUUGCUUCUCUCGCCUUGGGAGUUAGUGCCAACCUCUCGUGCUUCCAAUGCACUAGCAACGAAAACCCAACUUGCUCAGUUAACGACGAGGGAGCUCUUGAGGGUUUCAAGAAGUCUUGCGAUCCACUUAGCGAUGGGUCAUUGAAGGGAACCGCUGCUAUUGGAUGCCGUAAAAUCACUCAAAACGUUGAAGGAGUUCAAUCUGUGGUCAGAGAGUGUGCCUACUCUGGAGACAAUGUUGAUGGACUCAAGAAGACUGGAAACCACGGAAUUCAACUUUAUUACUACCAAUGCCAAAACGAACAGGCCGGCACUCCAUGCAACUCCAUUGGAACCAUGUCCUCUCUUUUCUCCGUUCUCACCCUCAUUGCGAUCUACCUUCUUCAAUAG
Caenorhabditis briggsae is the source of this 414-nucleotide messenger RNA. The transcript is spliced from 5 exons. The record is from RefSeq and is a predicted model, not a curated record. Lineage: Eukaryota; Metazoa; Nematoda; Chromadorea; Rhabditida; Rhabditidae. Gene Ontology annotation, biological process: sleep; positive regulation of voltage-gated potassium channel activity; regulation of synaptic transmission, cholinergic. The coding region runs from base 1 to 414 and encodes 137 amino acids.